CGCGUGCGCGACAUUAACGUGAGUUCUGCUGUGAACUGUCAAUUUGAUUGUAUUUGCUGCUGCUUGUAUUUAUUUGUUUAAUUUAAAAAUCUUAUACAGCUUUAUUUCUUGGGAUAGAAAGUCAUAUAAACUAAGAUAUUACUGAGGAACCUUUAUGAAUAAGUUCGAAGCAUUAGUCUUAGAGGACUCACAGAACAGUGACAGCGGUGAUGAUCCUGCCAAUGAUGAAGAAAUCAAUGGUGAAGAAACAGAAAAGUUGCAACAAACUCCAAUAGCAAUUGGUGAUGGUGAACAUCAAUUGCAGUUUCCCUAUGCAUUAUGGUUCUCAAAGCGACCUCCAGGAAAACAACAUUUUAAUUAUGAAGACAAUAUAAAACUUGUUGGGAAAUUUGCUUCGGUGGAACAAUUUUGGUCAUUAUAUAGUUGGUUAGUUCACCCCAGUGAACUGACUGGUCAUUGUGACUAUCACCUUUUUAAAGAUGGAAUCAAGCCUAUGUGGGAGGAUAAGGCAAAUAAGCGUGGAGGAAAGUGGAUCGUUCGGCUGAGAAAAGGUUUAGCAUCGAGAUUUUGGGAGAAUCUUAUAUUGGCAAUCUUAGGUGAGCAAUUUAUGGUUGGUGAUGAAAUCUGUGGUGCAGUAAUUUCGAUUCGAUUUCAGGAAGAUAUUAUAUCAGUGUGGAAUAGAUCUUCAAGUGAACAAGCCGUUACAACUAGGAUAAGGGAUACAUUGAAACGUGUGCUGAAUCUACCGAUGAAUACCAUAAUGGAAUACAAGACUCACGACAAUAGCAUGAGGGACAACUCGAGCUUCAGGAACACUGCAAUAUUUUCCAGUUAGUUUAUCAAAGGUUUGGAAGUAGUCUAUGUUUUUAAAUGUGGGCAUAAUUUUAUAAAACUGUUAAACUUUCAUAAGGCGUUUUAAACAAAACCGAUGAAAUCUAGGUUUUGGAUUUCAAGUUAGUUGAACGCAAGACUUCGUUCGCUGACUAAUCACUAUCGAAAUAAAAUGGAAGAUAAAA
This is a messenger RNA of Xenia sp. Carnegie-2017, 1016 nucleotides long. RefSeq names its product eukaryotic translation initiation factor 4E type 2-like. Gene Ontology annotation, cellular component: eukaryotic translation initiation factor 4F complex; cytoplasm. Gene Ontology annotation, biological process: translational initiation. The record is from RefSeq and is a predicted model, not a curated record. Lineage: Eukaryota; Metazoa; Cnidaria; Anthozoa; Malacalcyonacea; Xeniidae. Gene Ontology annotation, molecular function: translation initiation factor activity; RNA 7-methylguanosine cap binding. The coding region runs from base 155 to 835 and encodes 226 amino acids. The transcript has 9 exons.